This is a messenger RNA of Spinacia oleracea (spinach), 3106 nucleotides long. RefSeq lists its product as uncharacterized. The coding region runs from base 444 to 2717 and encodes 757 amino acids. Lineage: Eukaryota; Viridiplantae; Streptophyta; Magnoliopsida; Caryophyllales; Amaranthaceae. The record is from RefSeq and is a predicted model, not a curated record. Gene Ontology annotation, molecular function: protein binding. The transcript is spliced from 8 exons.
UCUUCUUACCUUCCACCAUUUCACUCUUUUCGAGACUUUUCCUUUCUCUUUCUCUCUCUCUCUCUUUCUUCUUUAAUUUGGUUUUUCUUCCAUUAAUUAUUCAUUCAUUACCAGUAAAUUCAAUUCAAUUUAAUUUCAAUUUUAAAAUCCCCCAUGUGAUUACUACUCCGUUUGUCCUGGUAUUUAUCUGUUCCAUUUUCCACCAUUAUUUUAUACACACGACCCCUUCUCUUCUUCCUUCCACUUUGGAGAGAGAAAGUGGAGAGAGAAACACCAAAACUGUGAAUUCUCCAAGAAUCCCAACUUCUUCUCCCCAGAGAACUGAAUAGUGUACAGCUGGUGUUUGUUAAUUCUGGUAAAUGAGGGCGCCAAUUUUGCUGGGGGUUUUAUGAUUGAUCCAUCUGGGGUAGUGGAUUAUAGACAUGAACUAAUUUAUGGGUUGAAUGAGCAACAACGCCAACAAGUGUGGAAUGGGUAGUAUAAGUGAAGAAGAUGACCAAUUUUUUGAUUCAAAAGAAUAUAUUACCCCUGUAUCUGAUUCUGGAUCCGAUGGUGUGGAGAAUUCUGAUUCAGAAUCAAGGUUUCCUGAGGAUGGUGUUCGCAAUUUUGGGUAUGAGGUUUGGAUCCGGAGUCCUGGGACCAUUGGUGAGCGCCGCCAAAAACUCUUGAAAUUGAUGGGGUUAUCUCCAAAUCGAGUAUUGGACGAGGAAAGAGAUGAUGCCGAUAGUUCUAGCAGGUUUGAGGGAGAGGUUGUGGAUAGUGCUAGAGUUAUGGAAACCAGUGGGACAGUGUUGAGGUCGAGUUUUAGAGAGUUGCAUUCAUCGAGCCAGUCAUCUGUGUCGUGUUGCUCCAAUGAUACGCAAGAUUUGUUGGACGUUGCUCUUGAGGAGAAUUUGGUCCGUAGAAUCAGGAAUCUGGAUGAUGGAUCGGAGUUCAUAGUGGAUGAACUUGGGCAAGAUGGAUUAUUUAGAAGUCUUCGAGAAGUGGGCUCUAAUCGGACACUCAGUGGGGAGGAAUUUGAGAGGAUUCUUGGUUUAUCGCCAUUGGUUCAGAGAGCUAUGAGAAGAGGUGUUGGAUUGGCACCCAGUAAUAAAGUGGAAGGAAAAAGGAGAGCGAAAAAAGGAUUGUUGAGGAGAUUAGGUGUAGUGGCAUGCAUUGCUGAUACACAAUCAGGGAUCAACCGGGUUGAAAGUGAUCGGUCAUUAUCAAUUGUAAGACGUAGAGCUCACAAUGUAAGGGUUCGUACUUACAAGAAACGUUCAAAGGACUUUUCAGCUCUCUAUAUGGGGCAAGAUAUUACUGGACAUAAAGGUGCUAUUCUUACAAUGAAGUUCAGCCCUGAUGGUCAGUUUUUGGCAAGUGCUGGUGAAGAUGGAAUUGUUAGGGUAUGGCAGGUGAUUGAGUCUGAGAAGUCAGAAAUAGAUCAUGUUCCUGAUGUUGAUGCUUCACAUGUCUAUUUUACAAUCAAUCAACUUGGAGAAUUAGUACCUCUCAACUUUGACAAAGAGAAAAGGGGGAAGCUCAAGAGCCUGAGAAAAUCAUCUGAGUCAGCUUGUGUUAUCUUUCCCCGUAAAGUAUUCCAACUUUCGGAGAAGCCUCUUCAUGAGUUUCAUGGUCACCGUGCUGAAGUGUUGGAUCUUUCAUGGUCAAAUAACAAGUUUCUCCUGUCAUCUUCUGUCGACAAAACUGUCCGUUUGUGGAGAGUGGGAUUUGAUGAGUGCCUGAAAGUCUUUUCACACAGUGAUUUUGUCACAUGCAUUCAGUUUAAUCCCAUGGAUGAAAAUUACUUCAUCAGUGGCUCUGUAGAUGGUAAAGUUCGUAUUUGGAGCAUUCUUGAAUGCGGAGUUGUUGACUGGACGGACAUAAGAGAAAUAGUUACAGCUGUUUGUUAUCAACCUAAUGGAAAGGGUGCAAUUGUUGGUUCAAUAUCUGGCGAUUGCUACUUUUUUAACACUUCAGAUAAUCGGCUGAAAAUGACUGAUCAAAUAUCGUUACAUGGUAAGAAGAAGGCGCCUUUAAGAAGAAUAACUGGUUUUCAGUUUUCUCCUGGUGACCCAAGCAAGCUCAUGGUUACUACUGCUGAUUCCCAGGUCCGAAUACUUAAAGGGGUUAAUGUAAUAUGUAAAUAUAAAGGUCUUCGAAAUGCAGGAAGCCAGAUCUCUGCAUCAUUCACAUCAGAUGGAAAACACAUUGUUUCAGCAAGUGAAGACUCUUCUGUUUAUGUAUGGGACUCCAAUAAAUCAGAAACAGGUCACACACCAAUUUCAUCUCACUUCAGAAGCAAGAGUUCGUGUGAAAGAUUCUUCUCAAACAACGCCUGCGUUGCUGUUCCUUGGCACGGAUCACCAUGCAACAAUGUUCUACCUUGUCUCUCAGAAUUAUCACCAAAUCUUCCAGGAAUAAUGGUGAGAUACACAAGUGAAAGAAGACAGGAAAAUCAACAUCAACCUUCAUCAUUAUUCUCAACAGAUACAAUUUCUCUGGGAUUUUCAGACCCGUUUAACAGAGGGGUUGCAACUUGGCCCGAGGAGAAGCUAACGAGCUCGAAUUCCCUGAUCGUUUCAUCAACAACGUGUAAAUCAGAGUACAAGUUCUUGAAAACGACGUGCCAGAAUAUGGGAAGUUCACCAAACGCGUGGGGUUUAGUCAUUGUAACCGCAGGUUGGGAUGGUCGAAUCAGGGUAUUUCAGAACUAUGGUUUACCGGUUCGCUUGUAAAUUCACAGGAGUAUGCCUCAAAAAUGGAAUUUUAUGAACUUGUGAUUCCAUUGUAUAAUUGUAAAGGUAAAUUUCUCCCCUACACACGUAAUUAUAUAUACUUCGUAUAUACAUUUAUUAGUUGAUUUUUUUGCCGGAAAAAAGAAAAACCAAAAGGAAGAAAAAAAUAGAGGAAAUUUGGUCUGUACUCUGUACUCUGUAGUGUUAGGUUUUUAGCAAGAGCUAAAAAAAAGUCAAAUGUAUUUUUGGGGUGAUUUAGUAGAAGCUAGUCCGUACCUUCCAUAUAUGAUUAUUGAAUAUUGAAUAUUGAUUGUGACUCUGUGAGCAUGAAAUGUACAACGAUGGGAUUUUGAGUCAAUGCAGUAAGUUGACAAUUGUUUUUUUGUGUU